Molecule: messenger RNA, 4084 nt
Organism: Lepisosteus oculatus (spotted gar)
Lineage: Eukaryota; Metazoa; Chordata; Actinopteri; Semionotiformes; Lepisosteidae
Gene: atl1
Product: atlastin GTPase 1
Biological process (GO): endoplasmic reticulum organization; protein homooligomerization
Molecular function (GO): GTPase activity; GTP binding
Source: RefSeq, a predicted model, not a curated record
GAAAAUGAGGCUCCAUCACCCUCCCGCUGCCGAGAGCAUCUUCAGAGCAGAUCGCGAAGGGAGCCUCCUACGUCUACAUGCACACUGACGGAUUUUUUUUCCCCCAUUCACCACAAAUAACACAGGCACACAGAGGGCUGAAAACAGCACCUACAGGACCAUGGCCAGGAAUCGUAAGGAAAGGAACAGCUGGGCGGGAGGCUUCUCCGACAAGGGGGUCUACGACUGGAGCUCGGAGGAGGAGGAGCCCGUGGGCAGGGCUGAGCCGGUGCAGGUGCUGGUGGUGAAAGACGACCACUCCUUCGAGCUCGACGAAGCAGCCCUGAGCCGGAUUCUGUUGAACGAGGCCGUGAGGGAGCGGGAGGUGGUGGCCAUCUCUGUGGCGGGCGCCUUUCGCAAAGGCAAGUCUUUCCUCAUGGACUUCAUGCUGCGCUACAUGUACAACCAGGGCUCAGAGGACUGGCUAGGAGCACCGGACGAGCCCCUGACUGGCUUCUCUUGGAGAGGGGGGUCUGAGCGGGAGACCACUGGAAUUCAGAUCUGGAAUGAAGUCUUCCUGGUGGACAAGCCAGAUGGCAGGAAGGUGGCAGUACUCCUGAUGGACACCCAGGGUACCUUUGACAGCCAGUCAACACUGAGGGACUCCGCUACUGUGUUUGCACUUAGUACCAUGAUCAGCUCCAUGCAGGUGUACAAUAUAUCUCAGAACGUACAAGAGGAUGAUCUGCAGCACUUACAGCUCUUCACUGAGUAUGGCAGACUGGCCAUGGAGGAGACUUUCCUGAAACCUUUUCAGUCAAUGAUAUUCCUGGUUCGGGACUGGAGCUUCCCUUAUGAGUUUUCUUAUGGGCAGGAAGGGGGCAUGAAGUUCCUGGAGAAGAGGCUUAAGAUCUCUGAGAACCAGCACGAGGAGCUGCAGAACGUGCGGAAACACAUCCACUCCUGCUUCACCAACAUCUCCUGUUUCCUCCUGCCACAUCCCGGCCUCAAAGUAGCUACCAACCCACACUUCGACGGCAGACUCAAAGAGAUCGAUGGGGAAUUCAUUAAUAACUUAAAGGUCUUGGUCCCCUGGCUCCUCAGCCCAGAGAACCUGGAUGUUAAGGAGAUAAAUGGCAACAACAUCACCUGCCGAGGCCUUCUGGAGUACUUUAAGGCUUACAUAAAGAUCUACCAAGGGGAAGAACUGCCGCACCCAAAGUCCAUGCUGCAGGCGACAGCAGAAGCCAACAACCUGGCAGCAGUAGCAGCAGCCAAGGACCUGUACAACAAAAAGAUGGAGGAGGUGUGUGGGGGCGACAGGCCCUUCCUGGCCCCCAGCGAGCUGCAGGCGCGGCACGCGGACCUGCGGGAGGAGGCGCUGCGCCUGUUCCGGGGCGUGAAGAAGAUGGGGGGCGAGGAGUUCAGCCGGCGCUACCUGCAGCAGCUGGAGGCCGAGAUCGACGAGGUCUUCGUGCAGUACAUCAAGCACAACGACUCCAAGAACAUCUUCCACGCCGCGCGCACCCCGGCCACCCUCUUCGUCGUCAUCUUCGUGAUGUACGUGGUGGCGGGCGUGACAGGCUUCGUGGGCGUCGACGUCAUCGCCAGCCUGUGCAACAUGAUCCUGGGCCUGGCGCUCAUCACCCUCUGCACGUGGGCCUACAUCCGCUACUCCGGGGAGUACCGGGAGCUGGGUGCCGUCAUCGACCAGGUGGCAGGAGCACUCUGGGACCAGGCUCUAUACAAGCUGUACAAUGCUGCGGCCAGUCACAGGCACUUGUAUCACCACGCUUUUCCCAGCUCACAAGCAGAGACCCAGGAAGAGCCAGAGAGGAAGAAGAACUGACUCUGUAAAAGUCUCUGCACUGGAAGUGCGUGAUCCUCUGGGCCACUGAGGAGCAUGACCGACAGAAAGAAAGCAUAGAAUUGUCAGCUUUGGGCACUUGUACUAAAAUUUGACUGACAGGAUCUGUCAUUUGGCACAGACACCACUAGGUAGCUAAAGGGAGAAAUCUGAGAUUAUUCUCUGUAGCUAAAUCCUACUCCACAGGUGCAGAAAAAAGUAUGGAAACCACUUAAUCUAUGUGCUAAUUUGAUCUUUUAUUUAUAAGACCUUUUGGUUUCUAAAAUGGAAACAUUGUAUAUAUUCAUAAAAAACAGUUGUAAUGCAGCAGAUGUAUAUGGAAUUGGGGGAAAAUUCCAGUGCUUAGUUUACUGUGGCUUGAUGUCAAAUGAUUCACAAGCCAGGUAUAGAGAAAAUAUGCCAUCACUAGUAGGCAAUGCACAUUUCAGCAGCAAUUGUAGAGGUAUAAAAAGUCAGUUUAUCUUUUCACUCUUCAAAAACUGAAGACUUCUGAUAUAUUAGUUAUGUACCACAUUACUAUUACAAUUAACAGAUUAGGGACUGGAAAUUCACAUUGUUGAAGCCAACAUACUUUUCAAAUCAUCAAAGUGUGCUUCUACUGUCUGUUAGGUUUAGGUUAUUUUUUAGUAAUAUAAAAAUGAUGAGCACAUAUUUUCUUCAUUAAUAUCCCCACUUAACUAUGGGAGAAACUGUAUUGAUCUUUACAUUUCUACAGUUUCAAGUGAAUGAACUGAAAGCACCUGGAAAUAUCUUUGGAAUUAGAGAGCAGUUUGGUACCUGGAAAGUUCAGAUUUUUCUCCAAUUUAAUGUGAGCUGCACUUCAACUUCAGUUAUUUUCUCCCUUGCAGGGAUGUCUUUGGUAAAGGUGGCAGGUCCCUGUUCUAUAAAAAUAUCUGCAUUACCCAACAAAGAGCAUCAAUGGAUGCUGCAACUACAUGAAUGUGUUUAUCACAUCAGUGCUUAUCCAACAAGCAUGCAAGGAAAGAUUGAUAAUUCAUACAUUUUGAAAUAGAGGUACAAUAGUGAAGCUUGAGAAGGUGUCAGAGUAUUACUGUAAAAUGUCAAGGUGGGGUAAACGAUGUGAAGGAAAGGGAAUAGUUGAAAACAGCAAAUAGGGCUCUAACACAGUAAACCUUUCAUAUUUCCAUUAGGGGAUAAAUGCAAUGUAAAGCACAGGAGGCCUGAAUCAAAAGAGGAUGCAAGACUCAGGCAAAUGCACAGUGAAGAUUAUAAGUAGAAAAAACCUGAUGCAACCUUAGUGGCAAAACCAUUAAAUGCAUUCAGCCUAGCCUAAAAGCACUCAGACCUUUAAGAGACCACUUUACAUGUUCAUCUUUGCUCUCAAUCUAAGCAAAAUGGCACUUCUUAUUAUUCUGCCAAUGUGUAAAAAACCUAAAACACAUAAAACAUUGCUUGGGUUUUCAGUAAUAUUCUCAGAAAAGGUUCUUUUGGAAAGGCUGAGUGCAUUUCAUACACACGAUAGAAGAAGUACAGUUAGUUUUAUUGGACCAAACAUUUUGGUAUACGCUGCAGUUGGAAGACAGCUGACCAACUAAUAGAUAUUGUUCAGUCCCUUUUUAUGUGUCAGGGAUUCAAGUGAAAGUUUUUGCUGUUGACAGUAAAAACUGAGUCAGGAGUGGCUUUUGCAUCUGCAUACUUUGAUGGAGCAGAGGCCUAUGCAUAAUAGCUUCUACUUGUAAAACAGUUGUUUGUGAUGUGAGAUAGCUUAUGUAAUUGCAAAUGUGUUAAUUUGGUGGAGUUAUUCUAUUUCUUGAACACUGAUACAUUUUGGGAUCUCCGUCACCAUUUCUUUUGCAAACUUGAUGAUUUGGAAAGAAGUAAACUAUUAACUUUGUUGUACAACCUAUCCAAUGAAGAUAAUACUUUUUUUUUGCCUUUGAAUCACUUCACAAAAUGGUAAGCUUUUUGUUCAGUGAUAACAUAACAUGAGUUUUCAGAACUACGGAGAGAACAGUUGGUCCCAGCUGGGUCUUACCAAAGAGGUUUACUCUAAUUUUUCAUCACGCUUUUUAAGGAAAGAUAACGCACAGCAACAUGCUUUCCAGUGUGCACGGAUUGUCUUCCAUGUUGUGUAACGUCAGUCCAUGAGGCAUUAUCAUCAAUUUUUAUUAAACUGUAAUAAGUUUGAGUUCCUAUUGUGUUAUAACCUGGAAUUUGUCUCUACACUACUGGAUUUGAUUCAUUCACAAAAAUAUGGAUUAAACUACUGACCCUAUA